GGGGUUUAUUGUCUCCCCCCGCCCCCCGCCCGGCUCGCCACGCCGCGGCGAUCAUGGCCGCGCGGGCAGCGGCGUCGCGGGCGAGCAGCGGCGAGCGGCGUGCGCCCCCCGGGCCGCGGCCGUCGCCCGGGGCCCGGGACCCGGAGGCGGGGGCGCGCGGCGCGGCGGCGGCGGCCCCGGGACCCACGCUGGGGGGCGGCGACGGCGGCCCGGACAGUGUGCGCCCCCACCCCCUGCGCCCCCGUCUCGGACGGAACAUGGCCCUUAGCGCGAGCGCGGCCGCCGGCACGACCUGCGCCCAGGGCGGCGGGUCCGAGGCGGCUCUCGCGGAGGGUGGAAGCGCCGCCGCGCCGUCCUCCGCCUCCUCCUCCUCCUCCUCGGCGGGCCCGGGCUCGGCCAUGGAGUCGGGGCUGCUCCCCAACCACACACUGAAAGCCGCUGGCGAAGCCCCCGCCGCGCCCCACCAGCAGCACCACCACCGUGCCCACCGCCACCACCAUGCCCACCACCUCCUCCGCCGCCACGCGCUGCCGCCGCCGCUGAGCCCGUUCCAGCCGCCGCCGCCGCCGCCCGUGGCGGCCAACAACGGCCUCGGCGGCGCGGCGCAGCCCGGCCCCGACAUGGAGCCGCCGCAACAUGGAGGCGCCAAGGACAGUGCCGCGGGCGGCCAGGCCGACCCGGGCCCGCCUCUGCCGGGCCCGCCGGGCGACGAGGACGACGCGCCGCCCAAGAUGGGGGAGCCGGCGGGCGGCCGCUACGAGCACCCGGGCCUGGGCACCCUGGGCGCGCCGCAGCCGCCGGGGGCCGGGCCCGGGGGCGGCCCCGAGUUCGGUCAUUACUACGGUGGCGCCGGCCCUGCGAGCGGCGGCCGCGCCGGGCCCGGCUUUGAUCAACAUGGCGGACAACAAAGCGCCGCGCUGGGGGUGAUGCACGCCGCUCCGGCCGCCGCCGCCCCCGGCGGCAUGGACCCCCUGCACAACUCCCACGAAGGGUACCCCAGCAGCCAGUACAACCAUUAUCCGGGCUACGGCCGACCCGGCGCGGGCGGCGGCGGCAGCGGAGGAGGAGGAGGAGGAGGAGGAGGUGGAGGAGGAGGAGGAGGAGGAGGAGGCAACGCAGGAGGAGGAGGAGGAGGAGGAGGAGCAGGAGCGGGAGCUGUGGCGGCGGCGGCCGCGGCGGCGGCAGCAGCAGCAGGAGGCGGCGGCGGCGGCUAUGGGGGCUCGUCCUCGGGGUACGGGGUGCUGAACUCCCCCCGGCAGCAGGGCGGCGGCAUGAUGAUGGGCCCCGGCGGCGGCGGGGCCGCGAGCCUCAGCAAGGCGGCCGCCGGCGCGGCGGCGGGGGGCUUCCAGCGCUUCGCCGGGCAGAACCAGCACCCGUCGGGGGCCACCCCGACCCUCAACCAGCUGCUCACCUCGCCCAGCCCCAUGAUGAGGAGCUACGGCGGCGGCUACCCCGACUACAGCAGCCCCAGCGCGCCGCCGCCGCCGGCGCAGCCCCAGUCCCAGGCGGCGGGGGCGGGCGGCCAGCAGGCGGCCGCGGGCAUGGGCUUGGGCAAGGACAUGGGCGCCCAGUACGCCGCCGCCAGCCCGGCCUGGGCGGCCGCGCAACAAAGGAGCCACCCGGCGAUGAGCCCGGGCACCCCGGGCCCCGGCAUGGGCCGAUCCCAGGGCAGCCCGAUGGAUCCCAUGGUGAUGAAGAGGCCUCAGUUGUAUGGGAUGGGCAGUAACCCUCAUUCUCAGCCUCAGCAGAGCAGCCCUUACCCUGGAGGUUCCUACGGCCCCCCAGGCCCACAGCGGUAUCCUAUCGGCAUCCAAGGGCGGACCCCAGGGGCCAUGGGAGGAAUGCAGUAUCCACAGCAGCAGAUGCCGCCUCAGUAUGGACAGCAAGGUGUGAGUGGUUACUGCCAGCAGGGCCAGCAGCCAUAUUACAACCAGCAGCCGCAGCCUCCGCACCUGCCUCCGCAGGCGCAGUACCUGCCAUCCCAGUCCCAGCAGAGGUACCAGCCGCAGCAGGACAUGUCUCAGGAAGGCUAUGGAACUAGGUCCCAACCUCCUCUGGCUCCUGGGAAACCUAACCAUGAAGACCUGAACCUGAUUCAGCAAGAAAGGCCGUCAAGUUUACCAGACCUGUCAGGCUCCAUCGACGACCUCCCCACGGGAACGGAAGCGACCCUGAGCUCCGCAGUCAGUGCAUCGGGCUCCACGAGCAGCCAAGGGGAUCAGAGCAACCCGGCCCAGUCGCCUUUCUCUCCACACGCAUCCCCCCAUCUCUCCAGCAUCCCCGGGGGCCCGUCGCCUUCUCCCGUGGGCUCGCCUGUAGGAAGCAACCAGUCACGAUCAGGCCCAAUUUCUCCUGCAAGUAUUCCAGGCAGCCAGAUGCCCCCCCAGCCUCCUGGGAGCCAGUCAGAAUCGAGUUCCCAUCCUGCCCUGAGCCAGUCACCAAUGCCACAGGAAAGAGGUUUCAUGGCCGGCACACAAAGAAACCCCCAGAUGUCUCAGUAUGGCCCUCAGCAGACAGGCCCGUCCAUGUCGCCUCACCCCUCUCCUGGGGGCCAGAUGCAUCCUGGGAUGAGCAGCUUUCAGCAGAGCAACUCGAGUGGGACGUACGGUCCACAGAUGAGCCAGUAUGGACCACAAGGUAACUACUCCAGACCCCCUACGUAUAGUGGGGUGCCCAGUGCAAGCUACAGCGGCCCGGGGCCUGGUGUGGGCAUCAAUGCCAACAACCAGAUGCAUGGGCCAGGGCCAGGCCAGCCGUGUGGUGCUAUGCCCCUGGGACGAAUGCCAUCAGCCGGGAUGCAGAACAGACCGUUUCCUGGAAACAUGAGCAGCAUGACCCCCAGCUCUCCUGGCAUGGCUCAGCAGGGCGGGCCAGGAAUGGGGCCACCGAUGCCGACCGUGAACCGUAAGGCACAGGAGGCAGCCGCCGCAGUGAUGCAGGCCGCUGCCAACUCAGCACAAAGCAGGCAAGGCAGCUUCCCGGGCAUGAACCAGAGCGGACUCAUGGCUUCCAGCUCUCCCUACAGCCAGCCCAUGAACAACAGCUCGGGGCUGAUGAACACGCAGGCGCCGCCCUACAGCAUGACGCCCAACAUGGUGAACAGCUCCACAGCAUCUAUGGGUCUUGCAGAUAUGAUGUCUCCUGGCGAAUCCAAGCUGCCGCUGCCUCUCAAAGCCGACGGGAAGGAAGAAGGCCCUCCGCAGCCCGAGAGCAAGGCGAAGGAUAGCUACAGCUCUCAGGGUAUUUCUCAGCCCCCCACCCCCGGCAACCUGCCAGUCCCCUCCCCAAUGUCCCCCAGCUCUGCUAGCAUCUCCUCAUUUCAUGGAGAUGAGAGCGAUAGCAUUAGCAGCCCGGGCUGGCCCAAGACUCCAUCAAGCCCUAAGUCCAGCUCGUCCACCACCACGGGGGAGAAGAUCACCAAGGUGUAUGAGCUGGGGAGCGAGCCGGAGAGGAAGCUGUGGGUCGACCGCUAUCUGACCUUCAUGGAGGAGAGGGGCUCCCCUGUCUCCAGCCUGCCCGCCGUGGGCAAGAAGCCGCUGGACCUGUUCCGGCUCUAUGUCUGCGUCAAAGAGAUCGGAGGUUUGGCCCAGGUCAAUAAAAACAAGAAGUGGCGUGAGCUGGCAACCAACCUAAAUGUUGGCACUUCGAGCAGUGCGGCGAGCUCCCUGAAAAAGCAGUACAUCCAGUACCUGUUUGCCUUCGAGUGCAAGAUCGAGCGCGGGGAGGAGCCCCCGCCGGAAGUCUUCAGCGCCGCCGAGACCAAGAAGCAGCCCAAGCUGCAGCCGCCAUCUCCCGCUAAUUCCGGAUCCUUGCAAGGUCCACAGACCCCCCAGUCAACUGGCAGCAAUUCGAUGGCAGAGGUUCCAGGUGACCUGAAGCCGCCGACUCCGGCCUCCACCCCUCAUGGACAGAUGACCCCGAUGCCAGGUGGAAGAAGCAGUACAGUCAGUGUGCACGACCCAUUCUCAGACGCGGGCGACUCAUCGUUCCCAAAACGGAACUCCAUGACUCCGAGCGCCCCGUACCAGCAGGGCAUGAGCAUGCCCGACGUGAUGGGCAGGGUGCCCUACGAGCCCAACAAGGACCCCUUUGGCGGGAUGAGAAAAGUGCCUGGAGGCAGCGAGCCCUUCAUGUCGUCGCAAGGCCCGAUGCCCACGAGCAGUAUGCAGGACAUGUACAACCAGAGUCCCUCCGGGGCCAUGUCCAGCCUGGGCAUGGGGCAGCGGCAGCAGUUCCCCUACGGAGCCACCUACGACCGGAGGCAUGAACCCUACGGGCAGCAGUACCCGGGCCAAGGCCCACCCUCAGGACAGCCGCCGUACGGAGGACACCAGCCGGGCCUGUACCCGCAGCAGCCGAACUACAAGCGCCACAUGGACGGCAUGUACGGCCCUCCCGCCAAGCGCCACGAGGGGGACAUGUACAGCGUGCAGUACGGCGGCCAGCAGCCCGAGAUGUACAACCAGUACGGCGGCUCCUACUCCGGGCCCGAGCGCAGGCCCCUGCAGGGCCAGUACGCGUACCCCUACGGCAGAGAGCGGGUGCAGGGCCCGGGCCAGAUGCCGCCGCACGGCAUCCCCCCGCAGAUGAUGGGCGGCCCCCUGCCGCCGGCCUCCGGGGAAGGGCCGCAGCAGAGCCUGUGGGCGGCUCGGAAUGAUAUGCCUUACCCCUACCAGGGCAGGCAGGGCCCCGGCGGCCCCGCCCAGGCCCCCCCCUACCCAGGCAUGAGCCGCACGGAUGACAUGAUGGUCCCUGACCAGAGGAUAAAUCACGAGAGCCAGUGGCCUUCCCACGUCAGCCAGCGUCAGCCUUACAUGUCCUCCUCGGCCUCCAUGCAGCCCAUCACGCGCCCGCCUCAGUCGUCCUACCAGACGCCGCCGUCACUGCCAAACCACAUCUCCCGAGCGCCCAGCCCCGCCUCCUUCCCGCGCGCCCUGGAGAGCCGCAUGUCCCCCAGCAAGUCCCCCUUCCUGCCCUCCAUGAAGAUGCAGAAGGUCAUGCCCACCGUCCCCGCGCCCCAGGUCACGGGGCCGCCCCCCCAGCCGCCCCCGAUCCGAAGGGAGAUCACCUUCCCGCCUGGCUCCGUGGAAGCGUCCCAGCCGGUCCUGAAGCAGAGACGGAAGAUUACCUCGAAGGACAUCGUUACCCCGGAGGCGUGGCGUGUGAUGAUGUCCCUGAAGUCAGGUCUCUUGGCUGAAAGUACCUGGGCUUUGGACACUAUAAAUAUCCUCCUGUAUGAUGACAGCACUGUCGCUACGUUCAACCUCUCCCAGUUGUCCGGAUUUCUGGAACUUUUAGUCGAGUACUUUAGGAAAUGCCUGAUUGACAUUUUUGGAAUUCUUAUGGAAUAUGAAGUGGGAGACCCCAGCCAAAAAGCACUUGACCACAACGCAGUGAAGAAAGAGGAGGGCCAGGCCUGGGCCGACGAGUGUGGGGGAGAGGAGGAAGCUGCGGAAUGCAUGGAGGAGGACGAGGACGAGGAGGAGGAGGCAGAGGAGGAAGAUGGUGCAGAGGCCGAGGCCGAGGCCGAGGAGAAGGGCAGCGCGGCCUUGAGCCCCUCGGACGCCGCGGCCGAGCCGAAGGAGAAGCCCAGGCAAGCCAGCAAGUUCGACAAGCUGCCCAUCAAGAUCGUCAAGAAGAACAACCUGUUCGUGGUGGACCGCUCCGACAGGCUGGGCCGCGUGCAGGAGUUCAGCAGCGGCCUCCUGCACUGGCAGCUGGGCGGCGGCGACACCACCGAGCACAUCCAGACGCACUUCGAGAGCAAGAUGGAGAUCCCUCCGCGCCGCCGGCCGCCGCCCGCCCCCGCCCCCGCCGCCGCCGCCGCGGGCCCCAGGAAGGAGCCGGAGGGCGCGGGCGAGCCGGAGGAGCCGCCGGAGAAGAGCAUCAUUGCGACCAUCGACGACGUCCUGUCCGCGCGGCCGGGGGCGCUGCCGGAGGACGCCAACCCCGGGGCCCCGCCCGACAGCGGCAAGUUCCCCUUCGGCAUCCACCAGGCCCGCAGCCACCGCAACAUCAAGCUGCUGGAGGACGAGCCGCGCAGCCGCGACGAGACGCCGCUCUGCACCGUGGCGCACUGGCAGGACUCCCUGGCCAAGCGCUGCAUCUGCGUGUCCAACAUCGUCCGCAGCCUGUCCUUCGUGCCUGGCAACGACGCCGAGAUGUCCAAACACCCGGGCCUGGUGCUGAUCCUGGGCAAGCUCAUCCUCCUGCACCACGAGCACCCGGAGCGGAAGCGGGCGCCGCAGACCUACGAGAAGGAGGAGGACGAGGACAAGGGGGUGGCCUGCAGCAAAGACGAGUGGUGGUGGGACUGCCUCGAGGUCUUGCGGGACAACACGCUGGUCACGUUGGCCAACAUCUCCGGGCAGCUGGACCUGUCUGCGUACACGGAGAGCAUCUGCCUGCCCAUCCUGGACGGCUUGCUGCACUGGAUGGUGUGCCCCUCGGCGGAGGCGCAAGACCCCUUCCCCACGGUGGGGCCCAACUCCGUGCUGUCGCCGCAGAGACUCGUGCUGGAGACGCUCUGUAAGCUGAGCAUCCAGGACAAUAACGUGGACCUGAUCCUGGCCACGCCGCCCUUCAGCCGGCAGGAGAAGUUCUACGCUACGUUAGUUCGGUACGUGGGGGAUCGCAAAAACCCGGUCUGUCGAGAGAUGUCCAUGGCGCUCUUGUCGAACCUGGCCCAAGGGGACACGCUGGCCGCGAGGGCCAUCGCCGUGCAGAAGGGCAGCAUCGGGAACCUGAUCAGCUUCCUGGAGGACGGGGUGACCAUGGCCCAGUACCAGCAGAGCCAGCACGGCCUCAUGCACAUGCAGCCGCCGCCGCUGGAGCCGCCCAGCGUGGACAUGAUGUGCCGCGCGGCCAAGGCGCUGCUGGCCAUGGCCCGCGUGGACGAGAACCGCUCCGAGUUCCUGCUGCACGAGGGCCGGCUGCUGGACAUCUCCAUCUCGGCCGUGCUGAACUCGCUGGUGGCGUCCGUCAUCUGUGACGUUCUCUUCCAGAUCGGGCAGUUAUGACCCCGGCGAGGAGGCCGCCCCAGUGACUGAGGCCCCGUGCACCCGGCUGUUUUCUGUCUGGUCUCCGGCAGGAAGAAGGAAAAGAAAACGUGUGCUCUGCCCCGUUCAUAUUUACCAAUUGGGAAUUAAAGAGAUCAUUAAUUCGAACAGUUAUGAAAUUAAUAAUUGCUGUCUGUGUGUAUAAGUACAUCUGUUGGGUUUUUUUAAUUUUUUUUUUUAACCAAAGUUGCUGUCCAGUGCAUUCAGAGGUCACUUUUUGUUUUUCACAGAUUUUCUUUUUGAUGUUCUUUAUUUUCCAUGUUGUAUUGCAUUUUUUGGGAAGCAAAUUGACUUUAAAGAAAAAAAGUUGUGGCAAAAGAUGCUAAGAUGGGAAAUUUUCACCACACUGAGGCAAAAAGGUGAACACCCAUCCCUAUCCCAGGCUGUUAUCCUUCAGAUAAUGGAAUAAAGCUGUCCCAUCGCCCAAAGCGCUGUGCAAUAGAAACUGCUAGAAGGGUAGUCUCGGGGCUCAAGGAGGUGUGUCAGUCAGUAGUCAGACUAGGAACGAUACCGGUUUCUCCACAGGAAAAUGGUCACCUUAGGCUAGGAGCAAUACUAAUGGGUUUUUAAGUUAAGGUUGGAAAUAAGUACCUGACAACGAUCAACGGAAAUUGCUUCCUCACCACUACGUCAUGUCUGCUGUCUGUCUUUGACCUUCCACAUGACAGUUCUUCACAAUUCCUUUAAUCAUUUUUUAAAUAUUUUUUUUACCGCCUAUGGGCUGUGAUGUAUAUAGAAGUUGUACAUUAAACAUACCCUCAUUUUUUUUCUUUUUUUUUCUUUUUUUUUUUUAGUACAAAGUUUUUAGUUUCUUUUUCAUGAUGUGGUAACUACAAAGUGAUGGUAGAUUUUAAAUAAUUUUUAUUUUUAUUUUAUAUAUUUUUUCAUUAGGGCCAUAUCUCCAAAAAAAAAGAAAAAAUACAAAAACAAAAACAAAAAAAAAGAGGGUAAUGUACAAGUUUCUGUAUGUAUAAAGUCAUGCUCUAUUUCGGGAGAGCAGCUGAUCACCAUUUGCUUCAUGAAUCAAGGUGUGAAAAUGGUUGCGUACGGAUUGAUUUAGAAAAUGGUCACCAGUACAGACAAAAAAGAGAAAAAUACAAAUAAAAGGAAGAAAUACAACUUCAAAGAUUUUUCAGUGACGAGAAUCCACAUUUGUAUUUCAAGAUAAUGUAGUUUAAAAAAAAAAAAAGAAAAAAAUCUUGAUGUAAAUUCCUCCUUUUCCUCUGGCUUAAUGAAUAUCAUUUAUUCAGUAUAAAAUCUUUAUAUGUUCCACAUGUUAAGAAUAAAUGUACAUUAAAUCUUGUUAAGCACUGUGAUGGGUGUUCUUGAAUACUGUUCUAGUUUCCUUGAAGUGGUGUUCUGGUACCCAGGCAUUGGUAAGAUACAGGGGAGUGCAGCCGUGCACUAACCACGGCACUCGUCACAAACCGUGAGGUCGAAAGGGACCCUGAGGGGUUACCGACUAGAGUGGGGAGCAACAGUUUGACUUUCUCAGAAUUAUUUAGCUGAUUAGCCUUGGUUUGAAGCAAUCAACUCUAACGCCAUGGAGGUCUGAGACUUUCCAGUGUACACGGGCGGUGGCUGCUGGCCCGGGAGGCGAGGCCUCGGGAGCGCUCCGGCCUGAGUGAGACUCUGCCUUUUACUAACCCGUCUUAAUUUUAACCCGAGUUCAAUCUAUUCCGUGUUUCUUCUGUGUGCCUCAGAGUUAUUUUGCCUUUAGUUUACUCCACCGUGUAUAAUAUUUAUAUUGUGCAAUGUUAAAAAGAAUAUGUUCUAUUGUAUGUGGUGUACAUAGUGCAAAGUGAUUAUUUCUAUUUCAGGGCAUAUUAAUAUUCUCAUAUUCCUUCCUACCUGGUGCACAGUAGCUUUUUAAUACUAGUCGUUUCUAAUUUAAACGUUUCCUUCCUGGGUCAUUGACUGUUACUGUGUCGCAAUCACUCUGAAACUGCUGCAGAAUGAAGCUGUCAGUGGGCACCCUCUUAAGUCUACCUCUUCACACACCCUCCCGGCACCGCAUACCAAACUCCGAGUCCUCCGCCGGGCCUGUGGUCCGGGCGCCCGUCACUCAUGCUCACCCUGGGAAGAGUUAGGCAAGAGCUCACAGUUCUAAUCCGAGUGAGACGUGACCCUCGAGUGUCACAAGGAAAAUUUUUCUGCAAGCAGCCUCAUCCGUCAGCGCCCACAUCACUUAGUCUUCUUACAUAGCCAUCAGCCAAAUGUGUGGUGAAUUAAAAACCCAUUCAUAAUCUACUUGAAAUACAUCUGCUUGCUUAAGAACAGAUUUUAGAGCUCCAAGCUUCAAAUACAGAGAUUUGUAAGAGGGGAUUCAAUAUUAUUAGAACUUCUCUCUUAUAGAGUAUGAAUAAAAGGUGUAUACAAACUU
Messenger RNA from Eptesicus fuscus (big brown bat), 9441 nucleotides. RefSeq names its product AT-rich interaction domain 1B (gene ARID1B). NCBI's taxonomy places the organism in Eukaryota, Metazoa, Chordata, Mammalia, Chiroptera, Vespertilionidae. Gene Ontology annotation, biological process: positive regulation of DNA-templated transcription; chromatin remodeling; regulation of transcription by RNA polymerase II. The record is from RefSeq and is a predicted model, not a curated record. The coding region runs from base 54 to 7019 and encodes 2321 amino acids. Gene Ontology annotation, cellular component: nBAF complex; SWI/SNF complex; brahma complex. Gene Ontology annotation, molecular function: nucleosome binding; DNA binding. The transcript has 20 exons.